UAGUUAACCAGCGCUGAUGGGAGAGGAAGAAGGUGACGCUGAAUUAUCGAACGCUUACUUAGUUAUCGGCUGGGGAGGCUUAAAUCGAGACAACAACAUCAAGCCCUAGCUAGCGAGGGGCGAAGAUAUUACAUCUCAUAAAUACGUGAACAUGUUGAUGCAUCCACUUUGAACAUAAAGGCAGAUAUCCAACUAAACCGAACAGGACUACUGCAGUACCUCAUCAUUGUUGACACUGUCUCCACCAUUGCCUCUUCUGCCGUGGCACUGGAACAUGAAGAAUGUCUGCUGUAUUACCAAAGACUGACCAGAAGGAAGCAAUGAGGGGCUUUGGGGGAAGUUGCCAAGCUGCGUUGUGGAUCCAGUAGCUGGGAUUCAGAGUGCUUGUUGUGUAUGAGUGUGUGUUUGUGUGUGCGUGGGUGCAUGCUAGCACAACCUGUCCCCUUCAGGCAGGGACAUGCUACUCUGAUAUUGGAGUUGGAGAAGAAAGGAGUCGACCUCCAUAAACGAGGAGAAGAAAGAAGAGAAGAGCGUAUGCAGUACAACAUUGCCAGAUAUAAAUACUGUGUGUUUUGGCUGCAGUUUAACCCAGUGGAAGUGGCUUUUAAUACUGCACAUUUCUAUAAAACACCUUUCUUCUGUCUUUGUAUCGCCUCCCUCCCCCCUAAGAGUCCUUGUUGUUUUGGCGCCUCUGUGAUUUGCAUGGCCGGGGAGUAAUCGUGGAGAGGCCAGGGUAUCACAAGCUUAUGGAUUUUGACAAGAAGGUGGGUAAGGGAGAGACGGAGGAAGGGAAAAAUAUGUCUAAGGCAGCUGGCAGCAGGACUGUCCGGGGUACAGGGACCAACUCUGGGGUUCUUAUGGUUGGCCCAAACUUCCGCGUUGGAAAAAAAAUCGGCUGUGGCAAUUUUGGAGAGCUGCGGCUGGGGAAGAACCUCUACACCAACGAAUAUGUGGCCAUCAAAUUGGAACCAAUUAAGUCCCGGGCGCCACAGCUUCAUUUGGAAUAUAGAUUUUAUAAACAGUUGGGAAGUUCAGAGGGUAUUCCUCAGGUGUACUACUUUGGGCCAUGUGGGAAGUACAAUGCCAUGGUGCUGGAGCUGCUGGGGCCCAGCCUGGAAGACCUGUUUGAUCUCUGUGACCGCACCUUCUCCCUCAAGACCGUCCUCAUGAUAGCCAUACAGCUGAUAACACGGAUGGAAUUUGUCCACACAAAAAGCUUGAUAUACAGAGACGUCAAGCCAGAGAACUUUUUGGUGGGGCGGCCGGGCAGCAAGAGGCAGCACACAAUCCACAUUAUCGACUUCGGGCUGGCCAAAGAAUACAUCGACCCUGAGACCAAAAAACACAUCCCGUACCGGGAGCACAAGAGCCUUACGGGAACGGCGCGCUACAUGAGCAUCAACACACACCUGGGGAAAGAGCAAAGCAGGCGGGAUGACCUGGAGGCUCUGGGUCACAUGUUCAUGUACUUCCUGCGAGGCAGUCUUCCCUGGCAAGGCCUGAAGGCGGACACAUUGAAGGAGAGGUAUCAGAAGAUUGGCGAUACCAAGCGAGCUACCCCAAUUGAAGUGCUUUGUGAAAGCUUCCCGGAAGAGAUGGCCACAUAUCUGCGUUACGUGAGGAGGCUGGACUUCUUUGAGAAACCUGAUUAUGACUACUUACGGAAACUCUUCACGGAACUGUUUGACAGGAACGGCUACGUCUUUGAUUAUGAAUACGACUGGGUCGGCAAGCCACUUCCUACACCGGUAGGCCCCAUCCCCAGUGACACGCCCGCUCAGCCCAGCAGAGACAAAGCACAACAGCAGACCAAAAACCAGUUGCCUGAGGCCAAAGGAGAUGAGGCUCAGCGUCAGCUGUCUCCAAUGACCAAUACAGAGACACUGGGGUCACAUCUUGUGGCCGAAAGGCUGGGGGGCUCUGUCCAGGUGAUGAGCUCGACGAAUGGAGAGCUGAACACUGACGACCCGACGGCGGGACACUCCAAUGCUCCCAUCACUGCUCCCACUGAGGUGGAGGUGGCUGAUGAUACCAAGUGCUGCUGUUUCUUCAAAAUGAGAAAGAGGAAAACUCUCCAGCGGCACAAGUGAAGAGAAGACCUCGGCGGGAACUUGAAACAUUCUGCUCACUUUCAAGUUUUAAAUGGAAGCAACCACACCGAUCACCCAUCCUAUCUCCCUUUCCCAAUCUCUCUCUCUCUCUCCCUCUCGCUCUUCUCCAUCUUUCUCAGCGCUCUUCUGCUACAGGCGUGUAAAGCAAUGUUGUUGUCCUACAGACUUUGUGGGCUACACAACAGACACUGGCUUCCAAAAGAAAGAAACCGUUAAAGUACCUGCAUAAUAAAGAGAGAACGUUUAAAAGCUGUAACAAAGAAACGCGAAUAUCGUGGCGUGAAUAGAAAAAAAUGAUACUGUUUGAAACAGUUGUUGUAUUCUAGAUUCCAUACAUAGCAUUUACUGUUCAACAGCCAUUGAUCUGAGGGAACUGUCAAUGAGUCGAGGGAAAGAAGUCUGUUCCAUAGAAAUAGUCCUUUAUUUGUGGGAUCAAG
This is a messenger RNA of Salvelinus sp. IW2-2015, 2548 nucleotides long. RefSeq names its product casein kinase I. Gene Ontology annotation, biological process: signal transduction; peptidyl-serine phosphorylation; positive regulation of canonical Wnt signaling pathway. Gene Ontology annotation, molecular function: protein serine/threonine kinase activity; ATP binding. Lineage: Eukaryota; Metazoa; Chordata; Actinopteri; Salmoniformes; Salmonidae. Gene Ontology annotation, cellular component: plasma membrane; cytoplasm; nucleus. The record is from RefSeq and is a predicted model, not a curated record.